CUAAACAUCUCCCUAAGCCUCAUAUAAUUCACUGAAAACUUGCUUUCACGGAUGGAGCAGAGAUCUCAUUUGAUCAAACGUCUAGGGUUUCGGGUUUCCAUUUUUGGCAAAUUUUGAGAGGGAGAGGUAUCCAUGAUCGAUGAUUGGGUGAAAGGCGCUACCUUUUCCAGAACCCCUACAAAAAUUGUGGAGAAUUUGGGUACUUAUUGAUAUUUCGACAUUGUUUUGCUUUAAACCCAUAGAAAUAUGCAAGUCUGAGAAGGUUUCCGUCACUGGAAGUUGAUUUUGUAUCGGAGCCAGGUGAAAAGUUGUUUAGAAGGAUACAGAUGUCCUCAUUGCAAUAUAUUAUUUAUGUGUUCUCAUUGUGGUUUGGAAAACCAGUUUGGCCUUCGGUGAACGCGAAUUGUCUCAUAAAUUCUGUUGAGCAGUUUCUAUAUGAAAGAAAAGAUAAAGAUCAAGGUUGAGAAGGAAGAAAAGGAAGAUAAGGAAGAGCUGCAUAUCAAAGUCGAGAGUAAAGAAGUAGAGCCCAAGAUGGACAAGGUAGAGGAGAAGGAAAGUGAACUAGAAAUUAAGACCAAGUGUGUGGAGAAAGACAAGGAAGAGUAUAAUGAGGGUGGGGAUGGUAAAUCCAAAGAAAAGAACGAGAAACACAAGAAGGAAAAAGAUCGGUUAAAGGAGAAGGAAGAUGGAAAUGUGAAGGAAAAAAAAGAGGACAAGGAAGAGAAGAAAAAGAAACAGAAGAAGGACAAGGAUGACGAGGCCGAGGAGGAGCAAGGUGAUAUGGAGGGGAAGGAAAAAAACAAAAAGAAAGACAAGAAGAAGGAUAAAAAUCUAGAGAAUGAACAUAAGGAGUUGAAGGAAAAGAAAAAAGAGAAAGAUAAGGAGAAGGAUAAAAAUGAAGAGAAGGAAGAGAAGAAAAAGAAACUCGAGAAGAAUGAUAGAGAUGAGGAGUUGAAGGGAGAGGAAGGCGAAAUAGAGGGUAAAGAAAAGAAAGAGAAAGACAAGAAGGAUAGGGAUGAACAAAAAGAAGCUAAGAAGAGUCAAGAAUUAUCGAAGGAAGAAGAUGAAGCGAAGGGGCAUGAAAAGGAAAAAGAGAAAGACAAGAAGGUAAAAGAUGAAGAGAAGGAUGAGAAGAAAGAGAAAGUCGAGAAGCUAAAAGAUGAAGAGAAGGAAGAAAAGAAAGAGAAAGGCUAUAAAGGAAAAGAUAAUGAGAAAGAAGAGAAGAAAGAGAAAAAGAAGGCAGCUAAAGAAGGAGAGCAGGAAGAAAUGGCCAAAAUCGAUAAUGAUGAAAAGAAGAAAGAGAAAGAUAAGAAGAAAGAUAAGGAUGAAAAGAAAGAAGAAAAGAAGGAGAAACACAAAAAGAAUGAUACAGAUGGGAAGGAGAAGGAAGAUGAAGGGGAGUCUGAUAAUAAGAACAAAGAGAAAGACAAGAAGAACAAGAAAGAUGAGGAUGAAGACAUAGCAAGGGAGGGGAAGAUGAAAGUGAAAGGCAAGAAGAAAGGGAAAGAUGAGGAACCAAAAGAAGAAAAACACCAACCAGAGAAGAAGGAAGAGGAAAAGAAUGGAGAUGGAGACAGGCAAUUAAAGGUAAAUGUCGAUGAAGCAGAUGGGAAAUAUGAGAAUAAACUCAAGGAGAGUAAACCCAAGAACAAAGAUGCGGAGCACAUAGAGAAGAAGAAAGAGAAAGACACAGAUAAGGACUCAAAAUUGAAGGAAGAUGAAGAUGAAGAUGAAGAAAAGGACAAGGAGGAAAAGAAGGAGAAGAGGGAGAAGGAAAAAGACAAAGAUGAGAAAUCAGAGAAGAAGAAGAAGAAAAAGGAUAAAGAUGGUGAAUGCAAUAAAACUGUAGAAGGAAAGAAGAAAGAGAAGGAUAAGGAAGGUAAGGAGAAGGAUGAGAAGAAGAGGAAGAAGAAAGAUGGGAAAGAGAAGACUAAGGAUGUUGGGAAAUUGAAGCUGAAGCUAGAGAAAAUCGAUACCAAAGUGGAUGCUUUGUUGUCUGAAAAAGCAGAAAUCUUGAGAAUAAUCAAAGAAGCCGAGGAAAACAAUAGUGUGACCCAAGAAGCCAAAGUGGAAGUAAAGACUGAUAUGGCUAAGUGAGUCGCCAGAUCAAAUAUACAGCCAAAAACUGUAGUCGCAAAGUGCUGAUGAGUUUAGAAAAGGAAGUGUGAAGUUAAUAUCUAGAUGUUGUAAGAUAUGACUUAAGAUACAGAAUUCCCAUGGGUGUUCAACAGGCUUGUGUCAUGAGCAAUUCAUUGCUCAUAAUAAUGGUUUUUCAAUAGGUUUUAUCAUGAGCAAUUCAUUGCUCAGAAUAAUGAUUUGGACUUUUGAGAGUAUGAUCUGGCAGUUCCUAGGACUCUCUGUGCAUCUAGCAUCUCUCUCUCUCUCUCUCUCUCUCUGCAGUUUGCUUAUUAUCAACAUUGGAUUUGAAAAUGGGUACUGUAAGUACAACUUGAGAAAAGCCAAAGUUAUAAAAAGGGGGAAUUCUUGGGUAACUAUGGCCAACUUCCAAAUUGUUGGUUUUUGUGUAGUUUUUGACGAUGUAGAAGGGAUGGCCUAGAUUUACUUAUAUCAUACUUCCUUGAACCAAAGGAAAACAUUGCUUCCAUUUGAUUACAAUACAUAAAAAUAGCCAAAA
Messenger RNA from Amborella trichopoda, 2635 nucleotides. RefSeq lists its product as uncharacterized. The record is from RefSeq and is a predicted model, not a curated record. NCBI's taxonomy places the organism in Eukaryota, Viridiplantae, Streptophyta, Magnoliopsida, Amborellales, Amborellaceae.